AUGGCUCAGACAUUUCGCAUUCUCGUUCUUCCAGGCGACCAUGUCGGCCCCGAAAUCAUGGCGGAAGCCCUCAAAGUCCUCGACGUCGUAGAAGAGUGUCGGCCCAAUCUCAAGUUUGAGCGCACUUUUGACCUCGUUGGCGGCAGCAGCAUCGACAAGCAUGGAGUUCCCGUGACGGAAGAGGUCCUCGACAAGGCCAGCAAGAGCGACGCCGUGCUAUUCGGCAGCGUGGGCGGGCCAGAGUGGGCAAACGCUUCUCCUAACCCAGAGGCCGGCAUUUUGGGUCUUCGGCAACGGCUGGAUGCCUUUGCAAAUUUGAGGCCAUGUGAGAUUCUGGUCCCUUCUUUGCUUGCAGCCUCGCCUCUGAAGCCGGACAUCGUCAAGGGCACCAAGUUCAUCGUCGUCCGAGAAAACUGUGGUGGCGCGUACUUUGGAGAUAAAGUCGAAAAGCCCGAAGUCGCAUCAGAUCUAUGGGUCUACGAGCCCCGGGAGGUCGAACGCUGCGCUCGUGUAUCGGCCGCCGUGGCCCGGAUCCUCGGGAAGAACGGUGACGGCAAAGGCGGCGACGGCCCGGCUGUUGUGUGGAGCGCCGACAAGGCAAAUGUCCUUGCCAGCGGAAGGCUCUGGCGCAGAGUCACGCAAGACGUCUUUGACAAAGAAUUUCCAGAUAUUGAGCUGCGCCAUCAGCUUGCGGAUAGCAUGGCUAUGCUAAUGGUCAAGCACCCUCGCGGUUUCAACGGCGUGAUUCACACAGACAACACUUUUGGAGAUAUUCUAUCUGACAUUUCGGGUGGCAUCGUGGGCAGUCUCGGGACGCUGCCGAGCGCGAGCAUUUCUGGCAUUCCAGGGCAGGGCAAAUGCAAUGGCAUCUACGAACCUGUGCAUGGGAGUGCCCCAGACAUUGCUGGUAAGGGCAUUGUCAACCCGGUUGCGCAAAUCCUCAGUCUGGCCAUGCUUCUACGGUAUUCCUGCGUGCUUGUGGACGAGGCGGCCGCCAUUGAAAAGGCAGUUCAGACGGUAUUCGAUUCAAAAGAGGCCGGUGGACUCGGCAUUCGGACAAAGGACAUGGGAGGCGAAGCGGGGACAAAGGAGGCUGGUGAUGCGAUUGCUGGUGAGGUUCGGCGUCUCUUGCAAAGAGACUUCAUGUUCAUAUCUCAAGUGCCCACCUGGGAUUACCAAGAACUCUAUGUUACGAAUACCAAAGAAACAAGAAAGCGCAAGAUUGAACUCUGUUGUUACACCCGUUUCGACAAGCAUGGCCUUCCAAAGACUACAUAUGUGCUUAAUCUAGACGAUUUGAAGAACGCCGCCAAGGGAUACUGCAUCAUGACUUGA
This is a messenger RNA of Trichoderma virens Gv29-8, 1335 nucleotides long. RefSeq lists its product as uncharacterized. NCBI's taxonomy places the organism in Eukaryota, Fungi, Ascomycota, Sordariomycetes, Hypocreales, Hypocreaceae. Bases 1 to 1335 code for a protein of 444 amino acids. The record is from RefSeq and is a predicted model, not a curated record. Gene Ontology annotation, cellular component: cytosol. Gene Ontology annotation, molecular function: 3-isopropylmalate dehydrogenase activity. Gene Ontology annotation, biological process: L-leucine biosynthetic process. The transcript is spliced from 4 exons.